This is a messenger RNA of Ictalurus punctatus (channel catfish), 2039 nucleotides long. RefSeq names its product heme binding protein 2 (gene hebp2). Gene Ontology annotation, cellular component: cytoplasm. The coding region runs from base 191 to 766 and encodes 191 amino acids. The record is from RefSeq and is a predicted model, not a curated record. NCBI's taxonomy places the organism in Eukaryota, Metazoa, Chordata, Actinopteri, Siluriformes, Ictaluridae. The transcript is spliced from 5 exons.
GCUUGGUAAACAUUACACAAGUGGGUUUGUGAGCUUGUCUCGUCCGUCUGUUGUUGUAUAAGCUCUGACAUAACAACGGACUGAACUGCAACUAACUCAGAGUCUACUUUCUUUUAAUUCCCAGAGUUCAGCGGUUUUACUGUCACGCGAGGAAACAGCAGUGUGGUGUGGAAGUGUGGAAGCUGGAAAGAUGCUGAGGGCCAUGGGCAAGUUGGUGUUUGGAGGUUAUGAGAAUCCAAAGUUUACUCCUCAAGAAAGUAAGGGAGAGGACUAUGAGGUGCGGACCUAUCACACCACACAGUGGAUCAGUACUACAGUCAGUGGCAUCGAGCAGGAUGAGGCCUUAAGCACUGGCUUUAAGAGACUCUUCAGAUACAUCCAGGGAAAUAAUGAAAAGCAGGUGAAAGUGGACAUGACUUCCCCGGUGACCUGUCUCAUUAAUCCUGGAGAGGGACCAUCGUGUGAGAGCUCCUUCACUGUGUCCUUUUACCUCCCCGAGGAGCACCAUUCCGAUCCGCCCAAACCCAGCAUCCCUGAAAUCUUUGUCGAGAACAGGAAGGAGUUCACCGUCUUCGUCAGGACAUUUGGAGGCUUUGCUAACAGUCAGAACACCCGUGAUGAGCUGCUAAACCUGAUUGAGAGCUUGAAGAGGGAUGGAAUGAGCUUCAAAGAGGCUCCCUACUACCGCGUGGGCUAUGACAGUCCCUUCAAGCUCGUCAACCGCAGAAACGAAGUCUGGCUCAUAAGGGAGGACGGAAAGGAGUGAGUCGGAGCGUUGUUUACAGGUCGUGUCGGAGAAAAGGUCAAAAUCUGGUUUUGGAUUUCCUUCUUCUGAAUUCUGUCGUGCCUGAAAAAGUUACUAAUGAGAGUGUGUUGAUUUGAAUAGUCAUGAAAGUAAUCAGGAGUCUUCGGGUCCCCGUGUAUUCGUUUCAUUAAUUUGUCUAGUAUGAGAACAGGUACCAUAAAAUCCUCACAUAAAUGGUUGUAUCUACCAGCACUGUCGAGCUACAGGAUGUAACUGUCUACAUUCCUUUUUUUUUUUUUUUUUAUUGUGUCUUGGUGCUUUUGUCGUGUGACAUUGAAUGUAUUAUUACAGAUUUUUUUUUUUUAAGCCAGUUGAGAAAAUGCAGAAGAUUGCAAAUUUGAAUCUCAGCCAUGACACGGUCACCUGGCCGGGAGCUAAGGGAGCGAAAUUUGAUGUGCUCUUUGGGUGUGGGGUUUCUGUCUCUAGCCAAUUGUGGGUCUCUGUGAGCUCAUGUCAUCCACCAUGUUGUAAACACACUUUAAAAAAAAAAAAAAAAAAAAUUCUUCUGAGUGUGUUCCACUGCGCUGUGAUGCAGCAGCAGUUUGAAAAGAUCUGUUUGGCUGGCAUCACGCGUCUCCGAGGAAGCCUUCACCCUCCCUGGGUGGUAGUUAUGGUAUAGGAGAGAGCUGGAUGGGAAUUGGCAGGUGAGCAAAGUGGGUAGAAAUUUGUAGGUGGUGAUGGUAGGGGGAGGGGCUUACAAUUCAGUUCAUCUCUCAUUGGUUAUUAGGCAUUCAGACAUGAUCAAAGUCAAAGGUGAGACCGCGUCUCACUAUUAAAGGUAACAAACGUCGAAUAUGUUUAAUAUUAGUGAUUUUAAAUCGGGCUGGCCGUGACUGUUCUCGGAGCAUACUGGAGGGGUUAAUAUUAGCCGGACCACUGGAGUCACAUGGAUUACUUUUACGAUGCCUUUAUGAACUUUUUGGUUACUUGGACUGUAAAUGGAGGGACAGAAAUCUCGCAGGUUUCAUUAAAAAUGUCUUCACUUAGGGUUUGGAAGGACGUGAGCGUGAGGGAGCGAUGACAAUGUUCAUUUUCAUUGGGUGAACUAACCCUUAAGUACUAAGAGAGUGCACACAAAGAUUUAAUCCUAAUUUUAUCAAUGAAAUUUUCAGUUUAUGAUUGAUUAAUUAAAUGUAAAAUGAUAUCACACUGAUUCCACUACAACAAUGGAGGAUUUUGAAUCUCAGAUGUAACACGUACGCUUUCUGUAAUAAAUAUCGCUGUUCUACACGAA